Molecule: messenger RNA, 5778 nt
Organism: Aedes albopictus (Asian tiger mosquito)
Lineage: Eukaryota; Metazoa; Arthropoda; Insecta; Diptera; Culicidae
Gene: chas
Exons: 10
Coding region: 1145-5185 (1346 amino acids)
Source: RefSeq, a predicted model, not a curated record
UAGUACAACUGUACAUGAUUAAAUUAUUGCCUCGGAGCGUACGGGAUUGCAAGUGCGGAGUGCAAGUGCGAGCACAUGUGCUUCUAUGUAGAUAUCUCGGAAGCAAGUUCGGUGGUGAUUCUGUGUUGUGGACCUCUACUAUCUAUUGCUCUCGAUUUUGGACCCGACGACGAGAACCUGUCCGUACGACACGUAGGUGAUCCGUCAGUGAUCGUGAUCGCGAUCGCGUGCGAUCGUGGAGAAGGUGGAGAGAAGCAGAUCGGAUCAAGGAAAUUCGGACACGGCCGGAGAGCGGUCAAUCACCGAAGCUUUGCGCGGCUAUACCCAUCGGAUUAGUGGGAGUUUUGCGUGUUGACAAACAAGGAUCGAAGCCGGAAUCAAUCAAGCCAGAGUGCGCGUGGUGUGUAAUACGCGGCAAAAGAAUAUCAAUUUGCGAAAGUGUGGCGCGUGGGUGAAAAUGUGUUCGCUGUCGCCGCGGCCGUGACAGCCAGCGGAAUCUAGUUCUGGCCGAGAACCGGAGCAGCCAACAACUACUGCGUUUGCGGUGCGCGUUCGCCGAGUGUGAUCCACGCUCUAGAAUAUACGGUACGAAAGUGUCAACGUAACGUCAGUGCGCGCGAGGUGACAAGUUUCAGCGUCGGGAAGAUUCUAGAAGUGAACGCGCAGUCGCGAGUGAAAUCGGAGAAAACUACGAAGAAAUUUUUCAAAAAGAAGUCUAUCAAAAAUUUCCCAAGAAGAAAUCUUACGAAAAACAAGUGCCAAUUCGUUUCAGUGCAGUUUUGCGAACGCAAAACAUCAACGAAAGUGAAGUGACGAACCUUUCCCAAAUCGCAAGGGACAUCUCUCGCCUGGAUUACGUAUUAGUGCAGCUAGCAGUUACCGAAACUGAAGUUCGGCGACCUAAUCCGAGUGUUGAGAGAGAGAGAAAGAGCGUUAAACAACCAAAGGGAGGAGCCGGAAGGACACUGCAGAACGAACGAUUACCACACAUGGUUCCAUUCUGAUCACCACGACGAGAGUCCAAGCCCAAACACAAUACAAACCUACCUGCUGGAGAGACAUAGGGGACGCACCUUUUCGGAGCAGUUCGUUAGCCCCACAGGCUCGUGGACAUAUAUUUAUUCGCUGUUAUUAGCAAGCAGUCAUGAGCGAUCUAGCGCAGCGACCCACAACCAUCGCCAUCGCCACCUCGGCCACACCUGGAACCCAACGAAGGGCCAAACGGGGCGCUUCGACCACCAUAGAUGGCCAUGCGACGGCUAUGGCGGCGUCGCCCAUCUCCGCUGGGGGUUCGUCGCCGAGGACCAUCGUGGCCGAAGCCAAGUUUGAAGGACUCUCACUGGAGGGCGUCAACCAGAAUUUGGUGGACAUCAAGUCGGACGAUAACGAGGUGGAAGCCAUCAGCCGGGAAGAGGAGAUCAUCAAGAAGCGCAAAACCGAACUGAUCACCACCCGGCAGAUCGAGACGCGCGUCCAGCGGCAGCUCAAGUUCGAGGAUGGCAAAGUUAUCGAGGACUCCGGCCCGAUCGUGUCCACCAACACCACCGAGGACACCGACCGGCAGGAAACGGUGCAAACUGAGCAUCGUACUCUGGGCGACCCAACGACGGAAGAAGAAGUUACCAAAAAUGCGGCCGUCGUCGAUUCCGACGGGAAGCCGGUUCCCAUCGGUGUCGACGCAAGCGACGGCGGCGGUUCGCAAAACCUAGUCAGUGAUACGAAAGGCGGGGGAGGGUUGGCCGGCGAUAGUACCAGCAUCAGCAGCAGCAGCAACAAACCAAAGACAAUCAGUGCCAUCGUGGCCCGGCCCGAUGGACUGCUGAAGAACAUCAAGGAAGAGGUGGAGGUCUCCCGGGAGGAGACCAAGGAGCGCACGGUGCACGAAGAGCGGAAGCACUUUGGAGAUUUCACCGAUGAUGCCUACCUGCGUGCCAUCAACAGCGGCGUGGACGACAUUCGCGAGCUGCUCCUAUCGGAGGAGGCCCGCCUCGAGCUAGUCAGCCCGUCGUCCGCCGGCCCGCAGCUCGUCAGCACCAGCACCAAAUCGCGCAAGGUCAUCGACAGCGAGGACACCGACGUGCAGCUGCUGGCCCGCCCGGACGGAACCCUGGUGACGGAGAAAACGCAAACCCGCCAGCACGAGGUGCUCUUCGACGACGACCUGCCCGGGGACGAACGGCUCAGCACCGGGCUCGACCAGGUGGACAGUGCCGAGCGGAUCAUCGAUCAGAAGGCAUCGUCCCAGCGCUACUUCAAGCAACGCGAUGAGCAGCACGUCGAUCUGAUAGGUGCCAACGGACAAGUGCUCGGUAACGAGAUGCGCUACGCAGCGGAAACCACCCAGAUGGAGAAGGACGGCGGCACCCGGCCGCCGGCCGAGAAUCUGCUGUCCGAGUGGGACAGCCUUUCGGAUCGGUUGCGGAAGGCCCGCCGGUUGGGUCGGCAUUCCACUCCGAAGGACGGGGGGCCGGCCAUUACUGCCACCGCCGGGGGCCUACCGCCGUUGGUCGACCGGACCGAUGCCCUCACCAAGAAACCGCUGGACUUCGAUCGGGAGGAUGAAACCCGGAAGAACGAAACGAACAAGUGGCUGGAGAGUCAUUUCGGUAGUGAGUCGCGAUCGUCGCGGGGAUCUCGGGAUGAUUUGGAUGACAUUGUGGAACCCACGAAGAAGACCUAUUUCAAUGUGACGAUCAAGAGUGGGGACGGGCCGGAUGAACGCGGAAGCAGUGGCAAUCUGUACAGGGGUCAUCAGAUGAGUGGUGGUGCACCGGUGAAGGUGAUGUCGCCGGAGCGGGACGAGGGUGUUGGGAAGAAAUAUUUUCAGGGGGUGAGUGAGUGGAACGAGAGAAAUCGGUACGGCCGAGGGUCGAGGGAGAAUUUGGUGGAUGGAGAUGAGUACGGCUAUCGGAAAGGAAAGGAUUACCGGGUGGACGAGGGGAAGAAUUCCUACAAGGAGGACUCGGCGUACGUUUCGUCUUCGACGUAUUUCACGACACCACGGUCACCGAAGCCCAUGAAGGAUAGUAAUUUCAAUGCCAGGUACGCCCGGGACGCCCGUUCAGUUUCGCCGGACCGAAUCGAGUACGUCACGGAGGAACGUCCAACCGUGCCGCAGCGAAAGAAAGCACUGGAACGGAAGCUGACCAACGGUAGCGGCAUGCUGGCGAAGCGCCCGCCACCCGAACCGCAAGUCAUCGAGUACGCACCCCGCAGCCGGUCAAUUUCCCCCAUCCAGAUUCCGCCGGCUGCUACGACCUUGAGGAAGCCCUACCAGAAAACCCGUUUCAGCAGCAUUCAAGAUCUAAGUCAUCAUCACCAGCACGCUUCCCGGGGGUCGUCGGGGGUCGUCAACACGCGGGCCCAGAGUACCCCACCAAAGAGCAAAGUCGGUUCGGCCAUCGGCAACAGCAUUCGGAAGCUAGUCGGCAAGAUCCGAUCGGCCAGCGCCGAGCGCAAACUGCGACUCAAAUCGUCGAUCAAGCACCGAUCGCCCUCGCCGUCGUCCUCCUCGGCCCAAAAACGGAACAGCUCGUCCAGUGCGACCUAUCAGCAGUACAACGUCAUCGAUAGUCACAUCGGCGGCGGCAACGGCGGUGGACGAGGAUACUCACCACCACCUCCACCCCAACAAGGGGCAGUUCAAAACCAGUCCCAGCAACAACAGCAACAGCAGCAGCAUCCGCGAGUCGCCACCGCACCGAACGGUGUCAGUCACAAAUCGAACGGCAACCUUUCCAGACGUGAUCGUGAUCGUGAUCGCGACCGCGCAGAUCCGCAGAUCAACACUACCAGCAUCGGCAAUCUCGGUUACGGCGGACGGCGCGGUUCCUCCGAUAUCGUAUCGGACAUGACAACGAACAGUGGUGGCGUCCCGACGCCGAAGCAGAAGUACUACCUCGGCGAGAAUCCCUACGGGGGCAGCAUCUUUGGCAAGGAGAACAAAUACGCGGACGGGUCGCGGCAGGUGCGGGGACAAGCGGUACCGUCGCAGCAGCACUCGCAACAGCAGCAGCAACGCAGUGAAGAACGGAUCGUGACGUCGUCCCACACGAGAAGCUACAGCCAGCCACCACCUCCAACGGCUACGACCCUGGGUCGCUUCAGCAAGAGCACGAAUCGGCUCCCAUCUUCCAACGGCCACCACGACCAUCACACGGGCUCCUCCUCCUACAUGCAGCAAUCGUCCAACCACUACCAGACCAGCUCUCAAACCCUGCCCCGGAAGCUCUACGAGCAGAAGCACAAAGCCAAACCCCUCCAUUCGUCCACCAUCAACGUUUCCAUCGUGAACACCGUCAGUCCCUCACCCCAGUCACCUCCGGCCAACACCGGUCCAGUCAAACCCGCCCGAACCUACAAGGCACUUAACCGGAGCAAAUCCUUCAACGUCCACGGUCUCAACGGAACCAACGAUCCUAGUCCAAUCUAUCUGGAGAAGAUCACCAAAAACAACUACAACUCCUUCUAUCGGUCCAACUCCCAUCUGGAUGACCUGCAACGCACCCCCUCCCGUCAUCAGAACGAAGCCAUGCAGCUGAAGAGCCCCUCCAUCGUCAAUCUGAUCAGCAGAAGCACCCGGGAUCUGACCCAGAGUCCGCUUUAUGAAGACGAACGAGUUCAAUCACGAACCGAGUACUACAACGAAUACUCCACCAACAAGAAGAACGUCUUCCUAAAAAACCUCCAGAACCGAGCCCCGGAACUGUACCGCACCCUGCACGGAACCACCAACGGUCACGACGCCCAGCACGCCAACGGUCACGCCGGAAGUCCCUCGCGGGAGUACCUCAACACGUACAUCAGCCGGGAGCAGGAAUCGUCACUUGGAUCACGAUCACCCAUCACCAUCAACAAGGACACGGCCGGCAUCGUACGUCGUGGCAGCUCCAGCACCGACGACCACAACGAAAGCUACCGCAUAACGCAGAAAUCGGAUGACCCCAACCGGCCCGGAGUUACGAACACCAUCCGGAAUUUCAGCAAGAAAACCGUUCCCACCAAGGAUGGCCGCGGUAUGCAGACGAUCGAGACGAGCGAAGUGCGCACGACCAGCAGCAGCCGCUACCGAUCGGAACCGCCACCGGCAGCGCUCAAGUAUCAGGAAUUCAGGAACGGCCAUAGCAACGGAACGAGCGGUGGCGGCGGUGGUGGAGUUGUGAUUGAACUGCGAGGUAACUCAUAAGGUUUGCAUAUGGGGAAUGGGGAUGAACCAUUGAAGGGAACUCAUUUUGGCACUCAUCGCGGCGGAGCAGUCGGUUCGAGCUGUAUCGUUGGCAGCCAUUUUGGUAAUUUCUUGGGUUCAUCACAUGGAUUUUUUUAUUUUUUUUUCUAAACGUUAAAAAAAGACGAAUCACACAAUACACGUAAAUGAAGAUUUUCCAUUUGUGCCAGAAUUUACGUAUCUGUUCUAAUAACUUUUUAUCGUUAAAACGCAUGACUAAAAGCCUAAUCUCUCACAGUCUCGUGUCGGGAGUGGAGGAGUUUAUAAGACGUAGUAGUAUCAUUCAUUUGCAAGUAUUUGUCAUGCUGAAAUUUUAUCUCACCUAUCAGAGAACCUCUGCGUUAAGAGCAAUAGAAGAACUGACUAACCGCUGGAGUAAUCUUCCAACACCACCACAGCCACAACAGCGUUAAACACACACAUACCACCACCUGUUUUAACCAAGCGUAUGUUUAGGUAUUUAAUACAAACAUCAUGAUCUGGCCCUCUGGUGGCAGUGUAAUCAAUAUGAUAUAAAAAGUUAUUGUGAAAUAAAGUAACACGUGUGCGCGAAA